GUUGUGCGUUGUCGCCGUCAUCGCGAGGUUCUGGUGAGCGAUCAGUGGCGGGAACCGCUUGUUACGUCAGCGCGAUCGAUCCGCGAUCGCACUCUAGUGUAGUGGAUGGUCGUAGCAGAGUCACCAAUUGUUCGCAUAUACGGUCGAAACGGGUUGUUUGUCAACUGGUUCCAGCGCAGCGCACGACGUCACUCGUGGACCGCACUGAAGGUUGUCCUCGAUCGCUCUAGGGGAGACGAUUUAAUCGAUUUGUAGUGGCGCACCGAUUAACUGCUGGUGUGCUGGUGUUGUUGUGGGCAGCUCCAACGCUCGUUCACUCGUCAACCGUGGCGCUGCAUUCGUUUGGUUGGUUCGUCUGGAUUUCCCACGCAAAAAGGGGGGCACUCCGUUUGUAUUUCGAAUGCCCAAAGUGCCGUUUUGGUGCGACUUUGAUGACGAUCGUUUCGCAUGCUGGGAAAAGUGCAUCAUAAAAUCCAUCUUCAACGGCAGAAAGUCGGAACUCGCCCGUCCCCACGCAAUACUAUCGAAAACGGAUUGAAAGUCGCCCGCCGUCCGACGGUGUUAUACGGUUUUUAUUCCGGGGAACAUGCUCCCGCGUCCGGUUUAGUGAGAUUUCCAAUAUCCACCGUAUUAUUGUGUGUGCCUUUGCGGGACCCGGUGGUUGUGACGACCGGACGUUGGUCUGCGAAAGUGUAAAACUCCUUCCCGUUGGUUGGUGCGCUGGUAGUUCGUAUUGCCAUCCACGACUGGCACACUCGGAGUGGGAGUGUAUCAUAGAAACGUCGUCUGUCCAAUGCACCACCAGAUAUAUCAAGCACAGCAUCUGUGACUGACUGACGACCGUGAACGCCGUUUACUACGUCGCUUUGCCCUGCAACGAUCACUCUUUCGUUAACGUUGGACUUGUGACUAAGCACGGCAUAAAAAAGGAAAGCUUCAGGAUGACGAUCUUCAGCUCAUAUGGAAUGAGGACGAAAGUCCAGGAGAAGAAGGAUAAAAUGUCAACCGAUGAGCAGCAGCAGCAGCAACAACAGCAAUCGCCCCAUCAAAAUCAACAGCAGCAGAACCAAAUUCCGAACAUUGCCGGAACGAUCCUGAUCGGUGGACUCGGUGGACCGAUCGACUUCGAUGUCGAGCAGCAGAAGCAAUCGCUAGCGCAGCAACAAAACCCUCAUCACCAUCAUCAUCACCAGUACUAUCUACCUCAUCUGCAUCAAUUCUGCACCAUGACCGGAUCAUCGAACCCAUCGAGCCUCACCCAUGGAGGUGGCGGUGUGAAUGGUGGCCAUAAGGGGGCCACCACGUCCAAAAGCUCCCUUCUCGGUCCGUCACCCUUCUGGCAACUGCUGCCGGUGAUGCUGUGUGUUAUAUCGUUCGCGACCGUGCUCAGUGUGCUGGUCAUCUACAUGGAUACCAAUGAAAUCCGUCACCAACAAUUUCGGCUAAACAUGUCGCGCGACUAUGACCUGAUGGGUGUACCGCAGGACAAUCCGGCUUUGAUCAAGUACGUACGCGACAUCCACAUGAAGAAGUACCCGAUGACGUUCGUGCGCAACAGUGCGGCACCGACCGAGGAGCUCAACUUUAACAACCGGCACGAGCUGACACCCGAGAUGGCUCACCUGAUCUCGGAUCUGCUCGGACGGAAGCGCUUCGGAACGUUCUUUCAAUCGCUUGCCGGCAACAGUGACUCGAUGAUGACUGCUCCAUGGCUGGCGGAAACGAUGAACUGGGGUGGCACGCUGGUAGAACCGGAUCCGCGCAAGUAUUUUUCGCUCCGCAAGCAGAAUGCCUUUAGACCAAACAUUCAAGUGGUCCAUGCGUGCCUUUCACCUAAUACCUACCCCAAGGAGGUAACGUUACAUCACGAUGAUGACAGCGAGGUGCAGAUAAACAGUGUGCUCGAUGAAGAGACUGAAUGGUUCCAUCCGCGCGUCAAGUGCUUCCCGGUAUACACACUGAUGCUAGCCGUUAAUCGUACAUCGAUUGAUCUCCUUAGUCUAGGCUGCCACGGACAAGAGCUACAGAUUCUUCAAACUAUACCAUUCGAUCGGGUUCAUAUAAAAAUCAUCACGAUCCAUCUUGUACAUUUCUACGAGGAGGACGAAAUGUUGAUCGACAUCGGUGAUUACGUGCAGAGCAUUAAUCGGUUUCUGAUGAGCAAAUCAUACAAAUUGGUGCGCAGCUUCGAACGCAACUUUAUCUAUCAGCACAGUUCGGUUGCCUCCGCGGCCAAGCGUCGUAUGCAGCAGCUGCAACAACAACAGCAGCAAGUAUUGGUUGGCUCGUCAAUCGGUGGCAGUGGUUCCAUACUACCUCGUCAGCAGCAGCCUGCGCAGCAGCAGCAGCAGCAACAGCAGCAGUCGGUGCUUGUACACACCAAUGCGAUCAAUUCCGGUGAGAAGCUCGACGUAUCUAUGGCCAUCCACAAGGGACAGGAAGCGCCCGGCAGUGGUAAUGCGGGAACAGUAAAGCCUCCGAUGGCGAUAGCAGCAGCAGCAGCUGCUGCUGCUGCACACACAACAUCACUACCAGUCGCACCGGUAACGAUCUCUUCUACUGAUUACAAGAACCCACCAGUGGCCGAGAAUACUUCGAACGUGAACGACAAGCUCGUGCUGCUGCGCGGCUCUGAAACCGACGAACCACUCGAUGCCGAGGCUCUCGAUGAAGACUUUGUAUCCGAUGAGGAUGAGCAGGUGCUGCGGAAUAAGGCGGUGGCGCGAAUAUGGACUGAGCAGUUACCAAUCCGCGCUAGUGAGGAUCGAACAGUGGAGACAGAUUCCGGUACUCGCUCGGUUGCGUCGCAACCACCGACGGUUACCACACUAUAACGUUCAGUUGGCAAGACAUUAAACGCGUGACACAAGCGGCACCACUAGGCGCCCUAGGCAACCAAUAGGAAUGGGCACCUAGGGGAUGAUUUAUUUUCUAAUUUUUCAACUAUCCACUGAAAGCUACCAGUCCAUCAUUCCACUUAAUUUUUUUUACUACUUACAUUAUAGUUGUGCGUGUAAUCCUAUACCGAUUACCGUGCGGAAAGUAUUAGCCCUUAACGUUUUAUGUAUCCCGGCUCGAAUGCCACCUUAUUCAUCAAAAGUUGAAUUCAAUAUCGCGAUAUUCUUUUUUUUUACAAUUUCAUGAUUCCGCUGGUUUAAUUCAGUAAAAGUAAACUUACUUUCUAGAUAGAAAAAUUAAGAACCUUGAGCUGAGUACGAUGGAUACCCUUGCUAUUGGGUAUGGCACCAAUUUCAUUAUCCAGCUGUAUAAAAUCAAAUUUGAAAUCCAUAGCAAUCAAGCAUGCAUUUACGUACAUGUUAGCAGGCAGGGUUGUGUAUCUGAGCAUGAUCUGAGCACAUGGUCCUCUGGAACCGUUUGAAUUGAGCGAGCAUUGACUGAGCGUUUCAAUCAACAAUCAGAACAUGUUAAAAGUAGGCAUGUUAAAAGAAUACAAAUCAAGAACUCUCUUGGAUGGUUAACUGUUUUCGAGUGGACGAAAAUGCGAAACUCAUUCAUUACAGUCUGCACUAGUUUUGAGCCCAUUUACCGGUUAGAGUAAUUAUUAUACAUCUGCGAAUCGUUUGCCGGAUGAGCAUCUUUUCAAUCGAUUGUGAAGACAAAAUCGAACCUCCUAAGAUCACAGACCUAGUACGCUCGUGUGGUCCACAGCUAUACGUAUAUACAUACAUAUAUAUUUAUAAAUAAUCUCGUUAAUUGCUCUCUGAUCGUUUAUCGUUGUCACGCUGUUAAGAAAAUGGUUUAAAACAUAUUUCCUAAAAUCAAGUUUUCGAUACUUUCAAUGGAAUGGAAAUGUGAAAGCUCAACUAUUUUGAAACGAGGUGAUUCGGCAUAUCAAAACUGCGUUCCGAUUCCUAUUUUUGGCACAACUCUGAGCGUUAGCAGAUUUAAGUGAAAAGGUAUCGAAUCGAAUGCAAACCUUAAUAGACAACGAUGGUUAAUACUGUUGUAUGUCAUUGAAUCAUGUGCUUGAAUGAUUUACCGAUAGACAGUGAAACUAGGCUGAUCCAGCAAAGAAGGUUAUUAUCCUACGCGCGCGCGAAGAUGUAGUUUUAUACAUUCACAUCACGGUUUAGAUCGUCCAAACGAAAAAAGAAACACGGCAGCGCAACCAGAAUCCGCUAAGAGAUCAGAUAGUGUUAAGUGAAAAACAGGUAGCACGUAAGCGAAUUCCCCCUUAUCGGUAAUCUAUCAUCUCAGCCAGAGGAGAUGUGAAUAGAAUCUGAAUAAAAUCGAAAGUACACUGGUAAGCUGUAAUAAAGACGAGAAUGCAUAAUGUAGUACGACGCAUGCUGUUAGUAAUCAGUGGGUACAAAGAUGG
This is a messenger RNA of Anopheles aquasalis, 4339 nucleotides long. It is a transcript of the gene S, whose product is annotated as EGF receptor activation regulator Star. The record is from RefSeq and is a predicted model, not a curated record. Gene Ontology annotation, biological process: endoplasmic reticulum to Golgi vesicle-mediated transport; endosomal transport. NCBI's taxonomy places the organism in Eukaryota, Metazoa, Arthropoda, Insecta, Diptera, Culicidae. Gene Ontology annotation, cellular component: endoplasmic reticulum membrane; plasma membrane; Golgi apparatus.